ACGAUCGCAUGCACGGUUGAUUGAUCAGGGAUGUUGAUGUGGCACCAACAUGCGAAAAAUCUGCCAGCAGCGGAAGUUUUAUUGAACUCUUUCAGACAACUGCCAUUCGCAGCCGAGUGUAGCCCCGAUCACCGACCGCGAGUUCUCGCUGUAAAUCCCGCUAGCUUCAGAGGCUUGAGGCUUGGAGUUGGAACAGCACAGCACAUCAUCAGUUAUUCAUGGAAGUAGGAACCCCGCCUCAUUUGUUCAUGGAACUCCAUUUGGAUUUGAUAUUGAGAUUAUGGACAGAUUGUUUAUAAACAUGGAUUUAAGUCUUCCUAAAAUCUACCGAGAUUCCGGGAUUCCUCAACCAUGUUGAGCUAGCAGCAUUCUCAGCUACAGUGGACACAUUACUGGUAUGUGUUAACCAAGAGUACAUUGGAUAAAUCCUGUUGGAGUUAUUUAUCAAGCCUUGAUAAAUGAAGCAGAAUCAAUAGACUCACACAGCCAGAGAGAAGGAAAAUUGUACAAUCACCAUGGAAAUCUAUGUGAUAUCAGCAUUAAUAUUGUCUGUACUUAUGUGCACGGUUGAUGCACUAACAGUUGACUUUUCAAACUACAAGCCAAAAUAUACUACUCAUCCCAUGCUGUAUUUUAACAAGCGAGACAUUCCAGACCUCAUCGCUAAAGCCAGCACAACUCACGAACAUAUAUCAAAGGUCAUUGAUGAAGCUGUUACCAUGUUGAUGGGGAAUCCUAAGAGAUUCUUACCCCCUACUGACUAUGCAAAGUUUGGAGGAUUAUGGAACGAGUAUUAUGGCAAUAAUCUUCCUCCACUAGCAUUGUAUACUUUACUUCAUCCAGAAGAUAAAAAGGCUAAGAUAUUUUUGUUGAAUUACAUGGAUUUGAUGGCUGGACAUCCUAAAUGGCAAGUUAUUGCUGCAGCUACUGAUGAAGUUCCUGUGGCCCAUUCACUGACUGGCUUCUCUACUGCAUUUGACUGGAUGUACAACACAUUGGAUAGCAAACGCCAGAAGCUAUAUCUACAGCGUAUAUUCAAUGAGACCAAAGACUUUGCACGGUAUAUAAAGAUUCGCUCCUGGGGACAUUUUUACCUGCAGAAUCACGUCGCGACGAAUCUUCUGGCAUUCUUACACGGAGCUCUCGUGGUGCAUGCUCAUCUUGAAGAAGCCAAAACAUGGGUAGAAACAGCGGUUUAUAAGUUGGAACAGAAUAUGAAGCUUUUCAAUCACCUUAUAGAUGGAUCAUCAGAUGAAGGGGUGCCCUAUGGAUCAUAUACAUCGAGAUCAAUGAUGCAAUAUAUUUUUCUUGCUUUAAGACACUUCAGGAUUGAUCACACUAAGGACAUCUGGGUGAAGGAGCAUUUCUGGUUUUAUUAUCACACUGUGAAACCACAGUUCCAGAGAACCCUUAGUGUUGCUGAUUCUAACCACAAUUGGUUUUAUGGGCCAGAGAGCCAGGUCGUGUUCCUUGAUGCUUAUGUGAUGAAGAAUGGUUGGGGCAAUUGGUUGGCGAGGGAGAUUCGGAAUGCCCGUCCUGAUCCAUUGGCAGACACAGAAAAGCUUAAAUCCGCUGAUUCCCAGAGAUGGUGCACAUUACAUACUGAGUACAUCUGGUAUGAUGCUACUAUUCCAGCUGUCCCUCCACCCUCUAGUGGGACACCUACCAUGCAUUUAUUUUCUGAUUGGGGAGUAGUGACAUACAGCAGUACAGAUCCCAAGAAUCCAAAUGACACAUUUUUGUCAUUUAAGUCUGGUGCACUCAUGGGAGCUGCUAUGAGUGAUGUGGUUAAAAGAAACAUGUACAAAUCUUGGCCUUUGAAUGGAUGGAAUAGCUUCAAUCCAGGGCACGAACAUCCAGAUCAGAAUACUUUUGAGUUUGUGCCCAAUGGACAUCUGUUUGUAACUGAUGGGCUUUAUUCUUCCAAGAUGUCACAUUACAAUAAUAUUCUUUCAUUCGCACCGUCCCCGACCAGCCACUGCCAAGAACCAUGGGAGGGACAACUUGGAGAAUGUGCUAAAUGGCUCGACUGGAAGAAUCCGGACUUGGUUGAGUACCAUGGUGACCUCAUCACUACUGCAACCUCUAAUGAUUUUGUAUUCAUUGCCGGUGAAGCAGUGACUGCAUACAAUCCAUCGAUGAAACUAGAAUCUGUUUAUAGAUCUCUGACUCUCUUGAAUCCAAACCUGCUCUUGGUGUUUGAUCAUGUGGAAGCUAGCGAAACAUCACCUCUGACCCAUUUGGCAGCAUACUUUCGCAAUGUACAAUACAGUUUUGAGCUUGACAAGCUAUCUGGAUUACUUCAGGGUGCGAGUAUAACAAUGGAUGGAGAAAAGUAUAGUAUGUAUUGGAUUAGUUCAGAUGGAAGAAGUACAGUAGCUGCUGUCCAAGAAGAGAAACCAUCUCAGUAUCAGGCACGUCCUACAAGCUUUGUAAAUAUGACCUUCAAGCUAUCACCUCGUAUAACAAGGCUUGCCUACAUUCUCUGCGGCCCAUCCAUCAAGUUGAAAAAUCUGCAGUUCCUGGAAAGCAUCGAAGAUGGAGUCACCAUGUUUGUUGGGACUUCGGAUGAAGACUACCAGAUAAUGGUCAGCACCAAGCAUUCAGAUCCUGUUGCUCGUCUAAGAUACCUCAAGUAUCCUGGUCAUGCGACAGUUCAAAGGUUGAGUAAUCCAUCAGAAAUAGUGAAGUUUGGUGUUUCAAAAUCCUACUUUACAGAGGAUCCCCCUAAAUUGGAAGGUCGUCCUAUUGAAUGGAUCUUAUUGUUUGCCUUCAUUAUAUCGGCUCUUGGCUUUUUCUGGUUCGGCAAGAAAACAAGAUUGAGGCCAAGGAGUAGAAUAAAUUCCAUUGGCAUGGGCCUCUGCUUUGUGUGGGUAGUUAUAUGGGUUAGCUAUAUUAACAACUGUGCAUUGUUCGGUUGUGAUACUGAUGAGGACACUGAGAACUCUGCCCGAUCAUCUGGACCUCAACCACCGCUCAACACAUUGAACAAGAAUAUGCUUCCCUCAGUCGUGAUCACGUCGCUGCCAGGGUCAGGUGCAGAGAUUAUCAGCUGGCUAUUUCACGAGAACCCUGACUUUGUUUACAUGGUGGCUCCCUCCAGUUACGCCCGCCUUCCUAGAGGUGAUGGCAUUGAAGUCAAUCCUAUCACAGAUGCUUGCGAAUGGAAUGAUAGUGAGUCCCUUCAUUCUGUUAAGCUGAAGCAGUGGGUACAGGAUAUUCGAUGGAGUCCAGAGUUGUUUGUGUCUUCUAUAACAGACAAGAAUCCUCAAUUAGAUGUGCAUUUCACCCAGGAAAUGAUCCAAGCUAAAAAGAUCGGACGUCGUCUCCUUGCUGUACAAGAGCAAUCAAAGGGCGAGGAAUUCAAUGACAUCAUAUAUAAGACCUUCUCCCCCGACAGUGUGCGAAAAAAUCUUGAAAAGUACCCAAAUGCCCAGGGGGCCCUCUUUUUCAAAAGUGGUGGAUGGGCUCUCAAGCUUCCCUGGAUCAACAGUGUUCUCAAGAACACCCUCCAUUCCAUUCAUUUUGUGCGCGAUCCUAGAGCAUUUGUGGCCAAUUAUCUGCGGAAAUCUGAGGAAUUGUACAAAGCCAUGGAUGUCCAGUUACAUAUCAAGGAACUGUUUUCCCAGUCAGAAAAAUCUUGUGUAAACGAUGGACAGUAUGCCUGGGAGUUUGAAAAGCUACGGGCAGAAUACAGAACCAACAAGAACUCUGCUCUGCGUCUGUUGUCCGCUCUCUGGGCGGCUCACACUGGAGCCAUGUUGCGGAAAACAUCAGAUUUACCAAUUGGUGCCUUAUUGAUGGUGAAGGUGGAAGACCUUGUACUAGAGUCAGAGAGAACAGCUGAAGAUAUUCACAAACAUAUAGGUAUUCCACUGCGGCCCACCACCCUCCAGAAGCUAAUCCAAGCUGCCAAAAGCAGUGUCUACAAAGUCCCUUAUGAGCUGGCUUUCUCAGAGCGUUCCAUCGAUAUAUGGCGUCGGGAGCUAAAUACAGAGCAGAUCACAGAGAUUGAGCAGAUCUGUGGGCCAGUCAUGUCGCAGCUCGGCUACAUCAGAGAAACAAAGUCCAUGCCCGUGAACGAAAACUAGUCCGAAGAUGUAAGCAGAUUGAUGCAUUUCAUUCUGUACUAAUCAAAGUUUGAGGUGGAGGUAAGAAUAGCACAAAUCAUUAUGAGAGUACUCUUGUCCAAGUCCACUCCGGUGUAUGGCAAAGAAAUAGAAAACAAUUUUUUUCUGGUGAGUGAACCAGGUUUUUUGUGUUGUAGUGCGCAUGAAACCUGUAGAAUAGUGCAAAUUGUGAUAAUUGCAAAAUUUUAAAAGUUUAACUUGCAAUUGUGACAGAAUUAUUAGCCAGCCCAUAUUUUACAUGUAUUUUGCACUUGAUAGCAUAUUCUAAAAAGUGAUGAGAUAUUUUUAUUUAUAGAUAAUGUAUAGAUUUCAAACAUAAAUAAAUAUGUUUUGUAGUGUGAGAACUUUAAAUCAGUGAUUAUUUACAUCUUCUAUUCUGAUGUGUCUUAACAUCUAUAAUUUAUGAAAUUUAAUGAUGAAAUACAUGGAACACAUUUUUGUUUUUACAUGAAUGAUGAAACACAAAAUUCAUUCAAGACACAAACUUUACAUGUAUGUACAGUGUCCAUGAAUUCAAAGAUGUUACAAAGUGAACUUUCACUUCAUUAUUUGUAUAAAAUACAUUACAAGUCAGGGGCAGUGGAAUGAUUUCAAAAGUGGAGAAGGGGGGGGGGGCUGAUCAUGCAAAAAAUCAUCUGAUGGAAAUUUUCACGUUUUCUACAUGGUUUUGGAAAAAGUGUGGGGACUUCAGCCCCCACAGCCCUACCGGUUUCCCGGCCCCUGCAAGUGAUGUUUUAUGUACAUGUAUGUCUCCCAGGGAACACUAUUAAGUAAUGAUUGAGCAAAAGCCCAGUUUUGCAUGACCUCAUUUGGAAAAUCGUAAUCAAAUGCAAGUCUUAUGCAUAUCUAUUUAAGCAAGCCCAACAUGUACGUGUAGAUCUUCUAGUAGUGAGAUUGCUUGUUUACAAUUUAUGUGUUUGCCAGUUUUUGUGCUUGAUGCUAAAGGCAUGGUCACACCGCCCGAGCGUUGUUGGAGCGGUCGUGGAGCGGAGAGAAAAAAAAUCAUCACCGCUCGC
Messenger RNA from Lytechinus variegatus (green sea urchin), 5146 nucleotides. Its product is annotated as dermatan-sulfate epimerase-like protein. Lineage: Eukaryota; Metazoa; Echinodermata; Echinoidea; Temnopleuroida; Toxopneustidae. Bases 516 to 4091 code for a protein of 1191 amino acids. Gene Ontology annotation, molecular function: chondroitin-glucuronate 5-epimerase activity. The transcript is spliced from 3 exons. The record is from RefSeq and is a predicted model, not a curated record.